UUGACAGAUUGUUCAUCUGAAGCUGAAAUCUUGAAUUUUAAAAACAUAUUUUUACUUAUAGAGAUUUGACAUUUAAAAAAUGACAUUUUUUGCAGUAAUGCUGGACAUCUUUGGAAUCACCAUGGCGAUGGCCACCAGGGGGAGCGAAGCACGAGUUGUGAGCGGUCAGACGGUGUGUUUGGAUGGUCUGGAGCGGUCGUGCUAUAAGAUUGCAUACUUCCAUGACGUGUCAAGCCGCAUUGCAUUCUGGGAGGCGUUUCAGGCCUGUGAGAUGGACGGUGGUUCACUGCUCAGCAUCGAGAGUCUCACUGAGCAGAAAGACAUCGAAAACUUACUGCAGACUAUCCAGAGACAGAAACUGGACAACCACACAGCUCCCCACCCCAUGUCUGAGGUGGACAGCGGAGCCCCUCACCCCGUGUCCGAGGUGGACAGCGGAGCCCCUCACCCCUGUGUUGAGGUGGACAGCGGAGCCCCUCACCCCCGUGUCUGA
Thalassophryne amazonica is the source of this 493-nucleotide messenger RNA. RefSeq names its product chondrolectin-like. Gene Ontology annotation, cellular component: cytoplasm. The coding region runs from base 80 to 493 and encodes 137 amino acids. The record is from RefSeq and is a predicted model, not a curated record. Lineage: Eukaryota; Metazoa; Chordata; Actinopteri; Batrachoidiformes; Batrachoididae. Gene Ontology annotation, biological process: positive regulation of axonogenesis. The transcript is spliced from 3 exons.